AUGGUAGUUUGGAAUAAUUGUGCCCCUCCUAAAGUCAAAUUUUUCGGGUGGUUGACUUGGCAAGGCAAGGUGAAAACCUCUAGCUUCUUACGGAGAAUCGGGAUAUUAGCUGCAUUUGCCAAUGUGGGCUGUGUCUUCUGUCAAAAUGAGAAAGAACCUGUUAAUCAUAUCUUGCUCUCCUGUCCAUUUGUUUGGCUGCUAUGGUCGAAAAUUAUGAAAUGGUGGGGUUUUCAGCGGGUUAUGCCAAACUUAGUGGAAGGGUUGCUACAAUGGUGGUCAUUUUACAAAAUGAAAAAGACUGAGAAGCUGCUAUGGAUGGUUGUGCCUUUGGCUGUUUUGUGGUCCACAUGGAAGCAUAGAAAUGAUUGUGUUUUUAAUGGUUCCCAGCCAAACUUUGAGGAACUAUGUGAGGUUGUCAAAGCUCGAAUUGCUUUGUGGGCCCAAUCUUUCCUAACUAAAUUGGAGUUCUCUAUCAAUGAUAUAGUCUUCAAUUUGCCUCAGGCUGCUGUUGGUGUGUUGGCUGCUGCUAGGUGUUUGGUUAUUGGCUGCCUAGCUAUGGGCUUAUUUGUUGUGCAGCUGAUGGGCCUAAUUGUUGUGCAACAAAAAUGUUUGGGGCAUAAUCUGGUUAUGCAGCAGCAACCUGUUGUUGCUUGA
Molecule: messenger RNA, 654 nt
Organism: Camellia sinensis
Lineage: Eukaryota; Viridiplantae; Streptophyta; Magnoliopsida; Ericales; Theaceae
Source: RefSeq, a predicted model, not a curated record